CUGUGAGACUUACAGACAUUCUAAAUCAAUCUCUUCCAGCAGCUCCUUUUGACCUGUGUGCUAAAUUUUCCCCCUUAGUGCUAGUUUUGAAAUAUAACACAGAAUUAAGCAAGUCCACCUGUGGCCACCGGCAGUGGAGAUAAAACAAGUGAUUUGUUCCUAGAUAGUCGUAGCAUUGCAGUGGCGUUCCAGAUCGGCACAUCAAUCCACAAACUUGGUCCAUCCAAACUAGAGAAACCUUGAAAGUUUGCAAAAUGAUGCAAUUUUAAGUUGGACGAACAUUUUUUUCUUUUUUUUUUUCCUCGCUCGAGUCCAGUGCAAACAAUUUCCGGGAAGCUCGUCAAUAGAACCCAAGUGAGUUCGAGUGUCUGCGGGAAACAGUUGUUGGGCCGUUUUGUUUGCAGGAGACCACCCCCAUCGCCACCCCGUUUAUCGUCUUAUGCAACGACGCGUGUCCGCGGGGUGAAAACAGUGGUAUAAACGUGAUCCGAAGUUGAGCAAAGUGUAAAAAUAGCUUCACUCUCGUGGUCUCUCGCGCUCAGACCGGGCCACCGCCGCCGUCGGGAUUUUUUUGGCAAUCGAAUCACCUCCCCCUCAUGUGUGGAAUGGUGGGAGGAAUUCAAAGCCAACGGCGAUAACACAAUAACACAAGGUUCUCGAGUUCUCGAACGAGUGAAAAGAAGGAAAAAACACGAGUGCGACCACCAACAGCAACAGGAGAAUCCGUCGAAGAAACGUGUGGGCUUUGAGAGUAAUAACGACCUUUCGUCAUCUUUGUAUGUAAAGCUAUCAACGCGAGGGAGCCGCAUUUCAAUCAUCAAAAGAAAAUCCCUAGAUAAAAAUUGAUAAAAUCCGAAAAGGAGAUUGAACGGCUCUGUCCUCGACCCGUCAGACCACCGACACUGAUACAGCGUUGUACGCAAAUACGAAACAGUUUCAAUCCUCUUGAAAGGUCCUCCUCGGUGUACUCCAAAACAAUGUGAAAACAUCAUCCACCCAACCCAACCAUGGAAGACACACGUCGCGCACGCAAGGAUUUCAAGAAAACACACGCCGAUUCCUGGCCCAGUCGCACGUCACUGCCGCCCAGCCCCAAAAUUAUCAAAACCACCGACGAUGACACCGAAGCAAACAGCAGCGAUGUGUUCGAUUACUGUCAGUCAUCGUCGCACACAUCCUCAAGCGUUCAGUACGAAUACGGUGCCAUUAGUCCACGUUUCGAACGAAAACGCUUCGAGUAUUGCUACCCGACGGUAUCCAAAGAAGACUCCUCUAAUAGCAUAUCACUAGAUAAUCAUGACAUAGAUCGGAAGAAGAAACGAAUUUAUCCCAGCAAAACUCCGGACAAUUCGUUAGAAAAUGAACCAAUCCUCGACGGAUCGAAUGCCAGCUGUAGUUCACCAUCCACCGUCAGCUCGAGGGCAAAAUCACCCAGUAAUUCACCCCGUCAUUCGCGCCGACAGCUGAACAGUGAAAUCAACAUCACGUCCAAUCCCGGUUAUCAGAUUCUCCGCAAUUCCCAUUCCACGUUGGAUCGCACGUGCUCCGACAGUGUUGUGUCACUGAAUUGCCGAAAAUCGACCAGUGAUUUGACGCAAACCACCAAUGUCAACGCCUCGGUGACGGGUGCCGUGGAGAGGAAAGUGCGUCGGAGGAGCAGCCACAAGGGUGGGCUUGCCUAUCUGGCCAGCCGUAAGGGUUCGCGUGAUUCCAUCAAAAGUGGUGCCUCGAAUACGUCCGUGUUCUCGAACGAGGAUGUCGGACCGUUGGCCUUCCAGGCGUCCGCCCGGGGAAGGCAGCGACGAACGUCGAACUUUUUGGAGCUGCCAAUCCCUGACCAUGCAAGACCUCGCGUUUGCUCCCUGCCCGAGCGUCCCUACAAUCCCAGACAGAGUGACGAUCUGUACCGAUUGAGACAUUUCUCCAUCAGCAAAGGAACGGUUGUCAACUGUGGCGAUUCGAUCAUCUCGCGGAGAUCGCGGAGUAAUACCAGCGUGAAUUCCACGGCAAGUCGCGCAAGCGAGCGUUCGCCUUUCGAGGGUUCAUGCUGCGGAGGCGGUUACGCCACGGUGGACUCUCUUCCCUCGUCACCAGUUGCUGAAGACAUUGACAGCGAACCCAUCCCCACGAGGUAUCGCGUCGUUAUGCUGGGCGACUCUGGCGUGGGUAAAACGGCACUCGUCUCCCAGUUCAUGACGUCCGAGUAUAUGCACACUUACGAUGCCAGCCUGGACGACGAGUUUGGCGAGAAGACCGUUAGCAUCCUGCUUGAUAACGAGGAGUCUGAGAUGAUAUUUAUCGACCACCCGAAUGUGGAGAUGAGUGUGGAGAACUCGCUUUCAACGUACGAACCGCACGCCUGCGUGGUCGUAUACUCGAUUGUGGACAAAAACUCGUUUCGCGUUGCGGAAGAGAUCCUCAACUAUCUCUGGUCGGAGAACUACACCAAGGAAAAGGCGGUCAUCAUUGCGGCCAACAAGUCCGAUCUGGCCCGAUCCCGGGCUAUCAGUACGUCAGAGGGUAAACAGUUAGCCACCGGACGGGCGGCGAAAUUUAUCGAAACCUCCAGCGGAAUUCAGCACAACGUGGACGAACUGUUGGUGGGUGUGCUGAAACAGAUUCGACUGAAGGAGCAACGCGAGAAGCGGACCAGUUCCACCAAUUUACGCAACUCACGCACACAGAUGUCGCUGCACAUUGCCAAGGAGAUUUUGCACAAAAUCUGUCUCUCCGAUAUCACCAAGUCCAAAAGCUGCGAAAAUCUCCAUGUACUUUAAAAUUGCCGGCCCAGCCACAGGUUCCCGGAACUAGCCACGAGCGACCGUCAGCUGCUGAAGCCCCAUCAAAUGCCUGACCUCUUAGCAUACCCUCAGUCCUUGCCAAAGUGAAUACAUUUUAACCUGCAUCUGCAAAAUAGGUAAACCUUUAAUCCAGCAAGAUUUUUGGAUGUAAACCUAGUUAGAUUAACCCCAAUUAUACCAGGCUUACGUAUGUACACGCAUGUGGAGAUUAGGCACGAGAACAGAAUCGUAAACCUAUUUAGAUGUGUAUAUAUCUGCAUAUAUGGUGUUGUACUGUGCGGAGCGGAAUUUAUAGUUCGUAGAAAGUUUAGGCGGGAGAUUUAAAGGUAACACAAACGUCGAAAUGGAAAAGGCCCACUGUAUUUUAAUACGCGCUGCUCAAUGUGAGGUAAAUCUUCCAGCUGGCCCCUCCGGACGGCCAGGAAUACUGCAAAAGCGAAACGGAGAGGAACAACGGAACGAAAAGUGGCAACCCGUCGGCUUUCGUCUUUUGCGGCCGAUGUGUGCCAAACUUGACCUCUCACUUAUCCUGCCCGUCUUUACCGGAAUAACCUGUUAUCGGUUACGGUAUGUUGUUUUUGUUGUCACGUUGUUGCGUGGAUAAGACAGCCGAGAGGGGCAAACUUGCCGUGUGCUUUUGUGUUGGCUCCCUUGACAUUCACUUCGAUCGUGUGCGGAUUUUGGACCAUUUGGGGUUGAUUAAUGCGACAAAUCGCACCGGACGAUGGGCUCCGUCUCGGGUUCUAUUGAUUUAUUUGAAGAUUAUGUUCUGAUACCUGGCACAGUGUCGUAUAUUGCGUCCUAAUGAAUAUCCUCCUAAUCCUAAUGAAUUGACAUAUUCUUCAGCGUUCGUUCAAACUUCAGGAAUCCAACCCCGUGUACCUUUGGCCUCUUCCAAAUUCCACAUAAUGAAUGAUGUAUGUAACUUCUCUCACACCUGAAAAGUUUUCCAUUAUAAUACUGCGGCAGUUCAUCAAUGAGCUUCACGCCAAAUUUCGUGAUGCACAGUGACCGCGAAAGAAAAACAGGUGAAAAUAACGCUUUCGCUCUUGUUGCUCUCGCUUCCUCUUCUUUGUUAAGUUUUCUUUUCCUUCAACCGCUGCGCUCAAAAGAUGUAUCUCCCAGCUCAUCAUUAUCAUUAUCAGGAAAAAUAUUAAAGGUUUCAAUGCCUGAACUGCUUUUAUUAUUCACGUCUUCGCGGAUAUAUGAAAAAUUCGUCUUCAUUUAGGUGCAAAGGAAUUUGUCAACAAUUUAGCAAAUUGUGAAUAAUUGAAUUCUAUACCUUUCUUCGUGGGGUUUCUGUUGGCAUUUUUGUUACAAAGCCUGCCCCAUCAAAAUUGAUUACGUUUAUGAUAAAAACACCUUUGUCAAACUAGGCCAUUCAUGGCAUGCAGAUGAAUCCAAAUCACGAGAUAAUAAGAUCCCCGAGAUCCGCUAUGAGUGUCACCCACGACCAUUAUAAGUUUUUUUUUGGUAACGAGAAAAAAUCUUUCAAAAUUAUGAAUGAACGUCAUUUGUUAGUGGUAUUAUCUAGUGAGAAAUUUCACUAUAACAGAAUCGUUCUGUUUUUUUUUUCAUUUUGGGUAGGAAAAGGUUGCUGAUUUAAGGAGGGACCCCGGUCUGGAAGGUCGAAAAAAUCAAAAUCGAACAUUUUUGUUUUGCAUUUUUGGGAAACUUAUGCCCUCAGAAAUGUUAUUCUAAAAGGAUUUUUCGAUGUUUGAUUUCGUUAGAAAGUUACAACCAAACGUAUGAGGCCACCUCAAGGAAAAUAUUGUUGCUGUACGAAUUCAAACGCGUGUUUCUCGAAACCAUGUUUUGUCGGCUGCUGUUUCGAUAUCUCAGGAUCUAUUCAACCAAUUUGACUGAAAUUUUGUAUCAGCUUGAAAAAACGAAUUAUCUAAAGCGUUACAAAGCCGUUUUAUGAUAUCCCAUUUUUUCGAUUUUUUAUGAGCUUUUAAAUGUUUAAAAGUUUUUUCUAUGAUUUUUCAUGAAAAAUAACUCAAUUCAAGUAAGAAUGUAACACUUUAGGUAUUAUCCUAAAGUUUCAAAAUAUUCAUUGGAAUUCGUUCUGCGACUCCAUUGCUUCAGAACUGAUACCUCCAGCAAGGUACCGUUUUUCAGACAUAAUAUACGCACACAUCUGUCAACAGCGUAAUAAUCAUUAUUCGUGCACUAAAAAAAUGGAAAAUACAUCUUCAAAUGUACCUUAACACUUAACACUUCACACACGAACACUUCACUUUAUUCCUAGCAUCCGAAAAAAAAUCACGAAAAUUAAAUGUUUUUCGACCUUCAAGAGCUCCCCCUCUAAGUAACUACAUCCUUCAUGAAAUGGAGAGAGAUGGUUUAGAUCUCAGAAUGUACCGUUCACAAUCUUUCAACGAGGUUCCAGCCAUGUCAGGUACCAAUUGGGAUUGUAAGACUCCUGGAUAAAAUCGGGAAAGAAAUAAGAGCAACAGAAACAACCACUGAGAAAAUUGCUUAAUGUUUCAAGUAGGCUGAAACACUCUGACGCGGAAGAACGUCAUGGGUAUAAAUGACGCACAGAAAAUAGCGCAAUGUUUCUAUUAACACUCCUAUACUCGCGCUGAGAAGGAUGAAUUAUAAAUGACUAUCAAAACAGAAUGAAGUUGAAUAAAAAAUAUUUUCUGGAGUUUCCUCAUUUCAAUUAUAUCCUUUUACGGGAGUCGUUCAAAAAAUAAGUUUCAGUGCCUCAGAAAUCGUGGAAAAAUAAAGUAAGGACAAAAAACAAGGUGAUUUUCGUAAUCUACGUUUUAUUUUCUAUUUUUCUACAUAAUCGCCGUAACGUUCGAGGCAUUUUUCAUAGCGUGGCACGAGUUUUGACGUAGAACUACGCCUUUCAGGAAGGGCGCCAAAUCAGAAAACAGGACACGUUUUUAUGAAAUAAAGUUAACGUUAAUAACUUUUUUUUUUUUGCAUACCAAUCGAAUCGGAAAUUCUCUAAUAUUUGAAUGAUAUGCGAUACAUUACAAUACGCUUAUCUCUAAACGGUUUUAAUUCAUGUAAACUGGAAGAACUUCCUUUUUCCCAUACAUUUGUUGUGCCGAUUUGUGUGCUAACCCUGCUUAUAACUCGAACCUUUCUUAACAGAUCGGAAAGAUGUUUGCAUCACUGGAUAGGAAAUAUUUCUAAUCGUCUAUCACAAUUAAUAAAAUUUUAUUUUUCAUUAGAUGAACAAUUGAAUAACUGUAAAAUGUCAAGAGUUAUCUAAACGCCUUAACUGCCAAGAUUUGAUUGGCCCGAUGUACGGUUUCCCCAACACAGACUUCAAAUUCGAUGUACCUUUGGAAAUCCGCUUUGCAAACAAACAUGCAAAGUUAGCGAUAUUUUUGUUCCACCAGAGCUGUGUUUCCCUAACACGGACUUCAAAACCAAUGUCCCUGGGGAAUCCGCUUUGUCAGAACAUGCAAGUCGGAGGUAUAUUUUUCCCACUGAGCUGUGUUUCCCUAACACGAACUUCAAAAUUAAUGUUCCUGGGGGAAUCCGCUUUGCAAAUACGUGCAAGUCGGGAGUAAUUUUUGGUGUUGAGUAUUUUUGCACUCACUCGUCGGUGUGCAGACCGGAAUAUGUUUCCAUAAAACAUACUUUUAAACUGAGAAGCCUGGGGAAAUCGUCAUUUCAGAUACUAGAGGUGAAUGAACUUCCGCGGCUCGAGAACUACGUAAAUGAGAUGUGCAAUAAUUUCAGAGGGAAAUGUAAAAUACAAUGAUCGUUUGACAAUUUUUCCGUUCAAAUAUUUUGAUAAUCCUAGGCAUCAUAUCAAACGUAAAAGAACGUUCAUCAAAUUUAUUUAUAACGAAGAACAUAACCUAUUACAAAAAUUUCGAUGCAUUCUAAAAUAAUAUUCGAAGUGAUAAACAAGUGGAUUGCAUAAUAUAAUUGCGUAGCUCUACGUCUAAAAUAUGCGGUCGUGUCCUAAAUUACAACCCUUAUAAUUUUUCUAUUCCGAGCGCGCAGUGCGUAGCGUCCAACUGUUUGAAGUACGAUGUAACUGCGUCACGAAUUUCUUCAGUGUUAUCGAAUCGUUGACCGCCGAACGCCUGUUUCAUCACCAUACUGUUGUGAAGUUUUGGGCCGAUUAAGAAUCGCGAGUAAGAACAAAACACCAGGUUUAUUGACGAAAAGAGUGUUCCUUAUCCACGAUAAUGUGCGGCCUCAUUCUGCUCGCGUUACUCAAGAGCAAUUAAAAAAAAAUCAAAUGGACUGUGUUCGAGCAUCCUCCUUACAUCCCAGACCUCUCCCCUAGUGACUAUCACUUAUUCCCGGUGAUGAAACAGGCGUACGGCGGUCAACGAUUCGACAACACUGAAGAAAUUCGUGACGCAGUUACAUCGUACUUCAAAUAGUUGGACGUUACGCACUUCGCCCUCGGAAUAGAAGAACUCGUGUCACGCUAUGAAAAAUGCCUCGAACAUUACGGCGAUCAUGUAGAAAAAUAGAAAACAAAACGUAGAUUACGAAAAUCACCUUGUUUUUUGUCCUAGCUUUAUUUUUCCGCGAUUUCUGAGGCACUGAAACUUAUUUUUUGAACGACCCUCGUGUCUAAAUAAAUACCAACAAUCCUCAAAAAAUACACAAUCACGUAGACACGCAUGGUAUGUGAUACCAUAUAUGUGAUAUGCGAGAGUAUACGAGUUAUAAUUUUGCGCGCGAGUACAGAAGUUUUAAACUAACAUUUCCAAAAGAGUGAAAUGUGCAAACCGAAAUACCUAUUAUUAUGGAAAUUUCUUCAGAUCGUGGUACAAUAGUUUUGAAUUGCAAUGAAUGAUACAUUUAAAACAAAAUUAACUGGGCAGACGUAAUGCACCUGGCAAACGUAUGCCAUCCGUAUCCUAUGUUUCAAACUAACCGGGCAAUCAGUGGAAUACAGGUUUGCUUGCGAGAGACCGCCGCUUUCGACGGCGUGUCGGCGGUCGACUCGGAUCGCGUCAUCUUGGCGGCUUAGGGCCACCUCGAUUCCUCAUCCUUGGUGAUCCCCAUUGCAUUGACCUCAAAAUAAUUUUCGAAAAACGAAAAAAAAAAUAAAAAUUACGCUUUUUCCUGUGUUUUUUAUCUAUUAUAUCCAUUUAUAUCCAUGAUGUCAGAAUAUUUUUAGCCUAAAGGGUGUGUCACAUCAAAUUGCAUCACGGAAAAAACGCUGUAGAAAUUUAAUUUUUAGGAGAUAUAUCUUCAGCUCUCGCUUAUAAUCAGAUAAGAGUGUAUAGAUCACGUUGGCCAUGCUUCACUGUCAAUUUUUCGUAAAUUUGGAAAAAUGUCGACGAACGAAAACGAGAGUCGUGAAUUAAUCCUGUGCACUCAUUUCGAGAAUCCGGAGUUGUCACAUCGGGACAUCGGUAAGAUGCUGGGAAUCGUCCAAUCCACGGUCAGCAGAGUACUAAAACGAUACUUCGAGAACCUAACCAUCGACCGGAAGGUGAAAGACGGCACAACGGAACGGAUGCUCCGUCAGUGAAAAAGAUCACAAGCGCGUAGUUAAGCAGUUUAAACGUGAUCCGAGAAGUUCGGUCCGGGAUGUCGCCAAUAAGCUGAAUUUGUCAAGUUCAUUCGUCCAGCGGACCAAGCAGCGGGAGGGCCUGUGUACAUACAAGGUUCAGAAGGCUCCUAACCGCGACGAAAGGCAAAACAUGGUGGGGAAGACGCGAGCCCGGAAGCUGUACACCGAAAUGCUGACGAAGCCGCAUUGCCUGGUAAUGGACGACGAAACCUACGUCAAAGCGGACUUUCAUCAGCUGCCGGGCCUGUUGUUCUUCUCCGCAGAGGACAAAUUCAGCGUUCCGGAGGAGAUUCGCAAGCAGAAACUAUCCAAGUUUGCCAAAAAGUACAUGGUGUGGCAAGCGAUCUGCUCUUGCGGAAAGCGGAGCGCUCCCUUCGUGAUGACCGGCACGGUAAACGGGCAGGUUUACCUUAAGGAGUGCCUACAGAAGCGCUUACUACCACUAUUGAAGCAGCACGAGGGCACGACCAUCUUCUGGCCGGAUCUCGCUUCAUGCCACUAUUCAAAGGACGUGUUGGAGUGGUACGAAGCCAACGGGGUCACCUUCGUGCCAAAGGAAAUGCGCCGGAGCUUCGCCCAAUAGAGAAAUAUUGGGCGAUUAUGAAGCAGCCCCUCCGGAACAACCCAAAAGUUUUCAAAUCGGAGGCGGACUGCAAGAGAAAAUGUAUUUCUGUUCAAAAAAAACUACAACCUGACGUUGUACAGAACCUUAUGGAAGGGGUAAAGAGGAAGGUGCGAGCAUACGGGCUUGGGCUCGAAGUAUGAAUAAAAAGAAAAUGCCAAAAGUUGUUUAAUAGUUUUUAUUUUACUGUCUAAAAUUUUCAAAAGGAUCGGUCUACUGGGCGAAUUUCUACAGCGUUUUUUCCGUGAUGCAAUUUGAUGUGACACACCCUUUACUUGUGACAUUACGCUCUGCGGCCAAUUCUGUUGCUCUUAUAUUCGCGAUGCAUUCCGGUCACGGGUAGGUCGACCACUCUUUGCACGUAUAAGGCUUUUGUUGGCAUUCCACAAAGUCUGAUUUUUUUUUCUAGAAUUGAAUCUGUGGAUUGCCCAUUAUAACGCUGUGAAACCAAUUUAUGCAAACUAAGAUGGGUUAAUCGCAGACAUUGAAGUUUUUUGCGAUACUGCCGAUAAUUUGAAUACUACACUCUGUCCAAUUUCUAUAAGACCAGUUGAUGAUCUUGCUGCUUUGUGCCAUUAUAAAUAAACAAUGCUUCAACUUAUAUUCCAGUGUGUAGGUAUUGGUGACUACCGUACAUUGUAUGAUUUUCAUAUGUGUGUGUGCAAGCGCUGACAUAAACGAAUGUUUGUAACGAAUGCAAUGUAACGAGUUUUCUACAAGUGGUUGAAAAAUUGUGAGCGAAAAUACUGUCAUCGAAAAUCAUUCAACAACACUCAUUCACAGAUAAAACUCACUCUUCGAUUCUCCGUUUAUGCUUCAUUUUAUUUGAGACAGAAAACAUUCACCUAUCUUCUUCGCAAAGUGCAUUCUUAAUUUGAACGGAAAAAUACUAUCUCCAUUCCGCUCAUCUAUUCUUAGAGAAUUUUGCAUUCCCUCAUUUGCCUCUCGGAAUGAUGUUAGAUGGUGAGAGAAUCAAAUUGGAAACUUUCGCUUGAGCCAGCGAGUGUGUCUGUAAACUCAUUCAUUUUUCACUCAAAUAGCAAUCAUUGAGCCUCGAUCGUAGCAGUAAAAUAUGGGUAGAUAGUUGAAAUCCAGUUGUUUCAUGUGCACUACUGCAAUGACAUUUUUUGUUUCUAGAAUGAAACGAUCUAAGCCAACGCAAAAGACCAUAUUACCCCAAGUUAUUGGUGCCGGAGCACACUGCCGUAUUGAAAGAGUUAAUAAUUAUCCCCUGUGAAGCCGCAGUGUGUGAGUCAGCUGUGAGAAAGACCGCUGCGAUAACUGCUGCAGGUCAACCGUUACGUGUGACAUCAGCCUUAGGAAAUAAUUAGCGACAUAUAGCACGCUUGUGUAUUGUUCUCGCGAGGGCAAAAAGGAAUCGUGAAUCAAUCUUCCUCAGCUGCUCCUUCAAGAUCACGGAGUCCAUUGGCUCUGUUCAGAGACACAAAAAAUCAAAAAAAAAAAAGAUUGAAAAACUAGAAACCAGUCGCGUCACGUAAGAUGUCCAAAUUUGAAAGCUUGCUACUCAGUCAUUUCUUGAUGGGUUUAUGAAAUUUUGAGGCCAAUUAUUUUUAUCACUCCAUAGCAAUCUUUUGUAAAAUAAAAAAAUAUUAAAUUCCCAUUAGUUAAUACGUGAAAACAGGGUUUAAAUGAGAUCUCCCAAAUUCCCAUACAUUUGUGUUGACCGCAAAGCAUUUUGCUAAUACUUGCUCGACUGCAAUUGUGACGUAUGUCGUGCAAAGAUAUUUUAAAUAAACUUACAACAAAUAUAAGGAUGUAAUCCUACGUCAUCUAUGUGGUCAUACCUCUGACAAAACCCCUUAAAUUUAUUUAUGUCAUUCUAAUUUCAAAACGAUUUAUAAGUAUGUUCUAAAUAUGUAUACAAUCUACCGAAACUUGUUCCUAAAAGAAACAAAAUUAUUAUUACACGACCGUAUUGUUAACGUAGGAUUACGAAAUUAUUUUAAUCGAUUCGCCUGUUCGUCCAUUCGAAUAUUAUAUCUGAAAGAACCGAAAUUUGAUAGUAAAAUCUUUGGUAGAAAUUUCGUAACUCUCUUGUAACCUUUUAAAAGCCAACUCGAAAACAACACUCAGGCAACCCUCAGCCUCACAAUAUGCUACUGAUUGCUGGUUGUCUAGAGCGACACUGCAAUCGAAAUCACAAAGAACAACUGUUAUAUUGUUGCACGGUGCAAUGUGACAUGUGGACGACCUAUCCACAUAUCAGCACGGAAACAAGCGCAUAUACUAUUGCUUUAAUUUUUAUUCUUAUUUCCAUAAAGCACAUAAUGUUGAUCAAUUCCAUGAUGUUUAUGGCAACACAGAUAAUAAACACGUUAUCUAUACGGCUGUCUUAGAAAUGCAACAUCGAUGAGUUAAUUUUAAUAUUUUUAUUUUUUUCUUCAUUGCCAAAGAAUUUCCAAAAAAAACAAAGUUAAAAGAGGUUAAACCCUGAUAACAACUAAGUACUAUGUAAGCAUUACUGUUAUUCCAAUAGUAGUUACAAUAAUUCAGAACAAGAGUGGUGCACCUUGUCUACAAAAAUGAUCCCCAUUAAAAACAUCAUUAUGUUGGAAUGAAUAUAAAACGACAUUGUAGGUAGAGACGAGGAUAGUUAUUCCGUGAAAAUAUCGAAUUGAUAAUAAUCAUGAAACGUAGAACUUAAGUUGAAGUGGACUUGUUUUCCAUCUGGAUUACCCUAGGAUUAACAACUGAUACAAAACUGAAAACAUAUCUUACGGAAAGCUAAGAACACAUUCAAUACAUUUCCCACAUGCACAUCAGAGUUUUUAUCCCGAUAAGGAAUGCAAAAUGCGCGCUUUUAAGUUUUGUCCAUACCGCCUAUUUCAAUAUAAAUUGCUUGUAGCCAAAAGAGCACGCAUUCACAUGAAGCGCUUCCCACCGAAGGCAUAACAGUGUCAACCACGCUCUUCCAAUGGCGCACCUUUUUCCUGUCAAAUCCUUGACACACAACAAUCUUCCACAUAACAAUUCUAAAACAGUUCAAGAAAAUCUAACACAUAUUAUGUAAGACUGGAUCUAUUUGAUAUUCACAUAGAAACUAUUUAAGAAUAACAAAUGAAUGAUUGCACUGCUGAAUACUAUACGAACGAUAACACAGAUCUGACAGCGCGAUCUAAACGUCAAGCGAAGAAAAAGAAAAACAAAAAUCGGCCUACUGUGUAUUGCAACAAAAAAAUAAACAAAUACAGUGCAAUCCGGAUAAUAAUUAUACAAAUGCCAAAAUGUUCAGUGUUUAGAUUGCUAUUUAGCGCUUAGAGUGUGUACGUAUGCCGCAUAUGUGGUAGUCAAAUUUUAGUAGCAAUUAAAAGAAUACUUCUUGUGUUGUCCUGGCUAUAUUUCUAAGUAAGUAGCUUUUCUGGUAUUGCACAUAACCUCCGUCGUGCAUUACGCAAAUAAUUAAGGGCUUUAGGUGGAAUUUUAAUUAUCAAAAUAAAAGAAACCCUAUAGAUUAGGACAGUUUUGGAAAUUCUAAAGGGAACAAGUGAAGCACAAUACCACGCGGAAAUUUAUCACAUUUUGAAAGACGACAACAACAAAAAAAACAAAACAAAAACAAUCAACACAGUAAUUCGCUGUCGGGAAGCUGGGAACUUUAUGCGGAUUAGAUUUAAGAAGUAAGAUUUCAUGUUAAACGUAAGCGGAAAGCGGACAUUUCAAAUGCGCGCGCGAGUCUAUUGCGGAAACCAAAUCGCUCUGUCAAUUAGAUGCCAAAAGAUAUGUGACACGACACGUCAAUCCAAGGGUAGAAGAAUCUUGUUAUUAAUGGAUCGGUGUGCUUGUUACCAGCGUAGCGGUAGUAUAUUACAGUAGUGAACAGAAUUGUCAUGCGCAUGUAGAGGAAACAUAAAAAAGUAGAACUGAAAGUAUUCAUUUGCUGUCCAUUAUUGGAACAUUUCUCUCUAGUAUUUUUAUACGACUAUUUUUGUAUACAAAAGGCUGAUGUAAUUCUAUAUAUUAUAUGGACAAGGUUAUAAAGUAAACAGAUUAUAAUAAACCGUUUCUAUACAUGCUUAACACACACUCAAAUAAAGAAUG
Molecule: messenger RNA, 12997 nt
Organism: Toxorhynchites rutilus septentrionalis
Lineage: Eukaryota; Metazoa; Arthropoda; Insecta; Diptera; Culicidae
Gene: Rgk2
Exons: 12
Coding region: 1008-2777 (589 amino acids)
Cellular component (GO): plasma membrane
Molecular function (GO): GTPase activity; calcium channel regulator activity; GTP binding
Source: RefSeq, a predicted model, not a curated record